AUGACGUCCAGCUCGGGAGGACCCAAUCAGAACCCAGGAACCCCGUCCGCCUACUUCACCCCUGGAGGAGCCGCAAAGCCUACUGGAGCUGGAGGAGCGUUCUCAGCUAAUGGUACCGGAGCGCAGUCGGCCUAUAUUGGAGUCGAAGCGCAGCCAGCUGCUGGAAAUCAAUCGGCCUACAUCUCCGCCGGAGCCUACAACAACUCGGCCGCAACUGGUGAAGCCCCUCAAGCCGCCCCUAUGCCUGCAACUGGCUGCACCACACCUGCGCCAAUGGAUCGAAGCUUGGGCCCAAUGUCGACUCCGGAAGGACAAGAUCUGACUCCCGGCGCUAUUCAAUAUCAGCGUCAUAUCGAUGCGAUUCUUCUCGCAGCAAAGAGAGGCGGAGUUCCGGCCAUGGGGCUGUUCGACUCACCAGCACCAAUGGAUCGAAGCCUUUUGGACCCAUUAUUGACUCCGGAACGAGAAGAUUUGGCUCUCGGCUUGACUCCUCGUCAGUGUCGGGGCAGGAGUCUGUUCGACUCACCAGCACCAACAAAGGGAGGAGGAGCUUCGAUGACGGGCGUUGGAGGACCCGCCGCGGUGCCCGGAGGAUCGAUCAUGACAGCUGAUGGACACACAGGCGGUGGAGUAGGUGCAUCCGGUGAAGCUUCCAAGACGGUUGAAGCCCCCGUUCCUACAACGGCACCCAGUGGAGGAGCAGCUACGUCGGCCUACAUUGCUGCACCUGGUCAAGCAACGGGAGGUGGCGCACAAUCGGCAUACUUCGAUACGAAA
Mesorhabditis belari is the source of this 777-nucleotide messenger RNA. The record is from the annotation of a GenBank genome assembly. NCBI's taxonomy places the organism in Eukaryota, Metazoa, Nematoda, Chromadorea, Rhabditida, Rhabditidae.